This is a messenger RNA of Chaetura pelagica (chimney swift), 3420 nucleotides long. RefSeq names its product importin 9 (gene IPO9). Gene Ontology annotation, cellular component: cytosol; nuclear envelope. Bases 1 to 3036 code for a protein of 1011 amino acids. Lineage: Eukaryota; Metazoa; Chordata; Aves; Apodiformes; Apodidae. Gene Ontology annotation, biological process: protein import into nucleus. The record is from RefSeq and is a predicted model, not a curated record. Gene Ontology annotation, molecular function: small GTPase binding. The transcript has 23 exons.
AUGUCUUUCUCCAAAAAUCUUGAUGAGUGUGGGAAUGAAAGUUAUGAUACCAGCAUUUUCUUUUAUAUUUUCUUUGCAGAAUUUGGUGUUCAUUUAGCAGAACUGACUGUAGAUCCCCAGGGAGCUCUAGCCAUCCGUCAGCUGGCAUCUGUCAUUUUGAAACAGUAUGUGGAAACUCACUGGUGUUCCCAGUCAGAAAAGUUUAGACCUCCAGAGACCACGGAAAGGGCAAAAGUUGCUAUCAGGGAGCUGCUGCCCAACGGGCUGAGGGAAUCCAUCAGCAAGGUGCGCUCCAGCGUCGCCUACGCCGUGUCCGCCAUCGCCCACUGGGACUGGCCUGAGGCCUGGCCCGAGCUCUUCAACCUCCUGAUGGAGAUGCUGGUUAGUGGAGAUGUGAACGCUGUGCAUGGAGCCAUGAGGGUCCUCACAGAGUUCACACGGGAAGUGACAGACACACAGAUGCCACUUGUUGCCCCUGUUAUUCUUCCAGAGAUGUACAAAAUUUUCACAAUGGCAGAGGUCUAUGGCAUUCGCACAAGGUCACGUGCAGUGGAGAUAUUCACCACGUGUGCCCAUAUGAUCUGCAACAUGGAGGAACUGGAAAAGGGUGCAGCCAAAGUCCUGAUUUUCCCUGUGGUGCAGCAGUUCACAGAGGCCUUUGUUCAGGCCCUGCAAAUGCCUGAUGGACCUACAUCAGACAGUGGGUUUAAGAUGGAGGUCUUAAAGGCUGUGACAGCACUUGUGAAAAACUACCCAAAGCACAUGGUGUCCUCCAUGCAGCAGAUCCUUCCCAUUGUCUGGAACACCCUUACAGAAAGUGCUGCCUUUUAUGUGAGAACAGAAGUAAAUUACACAGAAGAGGUGGAGGACCCUGUGGAUUCUGAUGGUGAAGUAUUGGGCUUUGAAAAUCUGGUGUUCAGCAUAUUUGAAUUUGUUCAUGCCUUGUUGGAGAACAACAAAUUUAAGAGCACAGUGAAGAAGGCUUUGCCAGAGCUGAUCUAUUACAUACUCCUUUACAUGCAGAUCACAGAGGAGCAGAUCAAAGUUUGGACUGCAAAUCCACAGCAGUUUGUGGAGGAUGAAGAUGAUGAUACUUUUUCCUAUACAGUGAGGAUUGCUGCCCAGGAUCUGCUGCUGGCUGUGGCUGCUGAUUUCCAGAAUGAGAGUGCAACUGCUUUGGCUGCAGCAGCUACAAGGCAUUUACAAGAAGCUGAGCAGGCUAAAAACAACGGUGCUGAGCACUGGUGGAAAAUACAUGAAGCUUGUAUGCUGGCCUUGGGCUCUGUGAAGUCUAUUAUUACAGACAGUGUGAAGAAUGGCAGGAUACAUUUUGAUAUGCAUGGGUUCCUGACAAAUGUUGUUCUUGCAGACCUCAACCUUUCAGUGUCUCCUUUUCUCCUGGGCCGUGCCCUCUGGGCUGCCAGCCGGUUCACAGUGGCCAUGUCUCCAGAGCUGAUCCAGCAGUUCCUGCAGGCAACUGUCAGUGGGCUGCAUGAAACCCAACCUCCUUCUGUCCGAAUCUCUGCAGUCAGAGCCAUCUGGGGCUACUGUGACCAGUUGAAGAUCUCUGAGAGCACCCACGUGUUGCAGCCUUUCCUCCCCAGCAUUCUUGAUGGACUGAUCCACUUGGCAACCCAGUUCAGCUCAGAGGUGCUAAACCUGGUGAUGGAGACACUCUGCAUUGUCUGUACAGUCGACCCAGCGUUCACAGCCAGCGUGGAGAACAAAAUCUGCCCCUUCACCAUUGCAAUCUUCUUGAAGUACAGUAAUGAUCCAGUUGUUGCUUCUCUUGCCCAAGAUAUCUUUAAGGAGCUAGCUCAGAUAGAAGCCUGCCAGGGUCCAAUGCAGAUGAGGCUAAUACCAACUCUUGUCAGCAUCAUGCAGGCCCCUGCUGACAAGAUCCCAGCAGGGCUUUGUGCAACUUCUAUUGAUAUCUUGACCACAGUUGUCAGGAAUACAAAACCUCCUCUGUCCCAGCUCCUCAUCUGUCAAGCAUUCCCUGCAGUGGCUCAGUGCAGCUUGAACACAGAUGACAAUGCUACCAUGCAGAACGGCGGCGAGUGUCUGCGCGCGUACGUCUCGGUGGCCCUGGAGCAGAUUGCACAGUGGCACGAUGAGCAAGGCCACAAUGGGCUGUGGUAUGUGAUGCAGGUGGUGAGCCAGCUUCUGGAUCCAAGGACCUCAGAAUUCACUGCUGCCUUUGUGGGCAGGCUGGUCUCCACUUUAAUUUCAAAAGCAGGAAGUGAACUGGGAGAGAAUCUGGACCAGAUCCUGAGAGCUAUCCUGAGCAAAAUGCAGCAAGCAGAGACACUAAGUGUAAUGCAGUCCUUGAUUAUGGUGUUUGCUCACUUGGUUCACUCAAAACUGGAACCACUCCUGGAGUUCCUGUGUAGUCUCCCGGGACCAACUGGCAAGCCAGCCCUGGAGUUUGUAAUGGCCGAAUGGAUGAGCAGGCAGCACUUGUUCUACGGGCAGUAUGAAGGCAAAGUCAGCUCUGUAGCACUGUGUAAACUCCUUCAACAUGGCAUCAACACAGAUGACAAGAGACUUCAGGACAUCAGGGUAAAGGGAGAAGAAAUAUUUAAUAUGGAUGAGGGAAUACGGACACGGUCAAAGUCAGCCAAAAAUCCUGAACGCUGGACAAAUAUUCCUUUGUUAGUAAAAAUCUUAAAAUUAAUAAUAAAUGAACUCUCUAAUGCAAUGGAAGCAAAUGCAUCUAGACAGACAACUGCAGAUUGGAGCCAAGAUGAUUCGAAUGACAUGUGGGAGGAUCAGGAAGAGGAUGAGGAUGAAGAUGAAGGUUUAGCAGGACAGUUCUUAUCAGAUAUUCUUUCCACAAACAAGUAUGAUGAGGAUUACUAUGAAGAUGAUGAAGAGGAUGACCCUGAUGCUUUAAAGGACCCUCUUUACCAAAUAGAUCUCCAGGCCUAUCUCACUGACUUCCUCUGUCAGUUUGCACAGCAGCCCUGCUAUGCAAUGUUUUCAGACCAUCUCAAUGAGAACGAGAAGCGAGUGUUACAGGCCAUUGGGAUAUAAACCCCCUCAAGAGACCAUCCCCAUCCCAUCUGAACAAUUUUUUUUUUUGCUUUUUCCACGUUUUAUGAUUAAACAUCAAACAUUUGCCAGUGUCUGCCUGCUUGUUACAGGUGGAUGAUGGCCUCCUUGCAAUGUCUUGAGCCUCAUCUUAACGUGAAUCUGCUAAGGGAAGGAAUAAAAGCAGCAAGGACAGAAGUUUGUAGAGCUCUACACGUUGGUCUCACCAUGGGAGCACUUUCAUUUUCCACAGUAACUUUCCAGGAAGUUCAUAAAGUUUAAAAAAACCAACAACUGUUUCCUUAAUAUUUUUAAAAGCAAACUGUCUCCACCUCUGAAGAGGCACUAAAGUGAGUUUCCCACAGCACAAUUGGACAGAGAAAUGAA